CGAGAGUCUGCCGGGAAUCUCUAUUUCCCGAUUCUUUUUUUAACCCAAAAUAGGCUAGCGUGAUUCUGCGAGCUGCACAAGCGAGUGUUAAAAAAAACUCCAUUUGCCAAGCACAAGGGUUUUCUAUCUUCCUUCCUCUUCUACAUCCCAGCUACUACUACUUCUACUUUUUUUCCUUCAAUCAAAUAACUAUGGCAAACAAUCCAUUUGAAGAUAACCCUUGGUCAAACCAAGCCGGUGGUGGUCCGCGUUUCGGCAAUGCUUAUGAAGAUGAUCCACACAAUGCAUGGAGCAGCAGCAACAAUGGUUCGACACGCAUGCCGUCCCCUUCCGAUUAUCGUGCCAGCAACAACAACAGUACUAGUAUGAAUGCCUGGAAUGAAUCCAACAAGACCGAAUACCCGGCUGGCACAACAGACUCGCCUUAUGAACGUGUAUCCACCAGUACACCCACGCAACCGCAAGACGCUUACCAGUUUGCAGGAACACGGUUGGGUGGUGAUGCAGACGAUGGUGGUGGUGGUGGUGGUAACGCUUAUUCUAAAGUUCAAGUCAGCAGUGACACGAGCUCGCCAUCACCACGACCACCGCCUACACCGGCUGGCGGUAAGCCAAGACCUAAUCAGGCCGAGGUCGAGGAAGCGUUGCCUCCUGCAUGGGACAAGUCGAGAAUGAACCCAAAUAAGUGGCGAUUAUUGCUACGCGCUUUGCAGUUGAUUGCUGCUAUCGGACACCUUGGGUUUGCUGCAGGUGCAUCACCGUACUCUGGCAACGAAGUUCCAUUUGAUAGCUCUGCGUGUUUCUACUUUCUCUAUGCUGUAGCUAUCCUGACGAUCAUCUGGGCAAUGUUCCACCUCUCGUUCUAUUGCUACCGUCGCGUGGCCCAUGGAAACAAAAUGAACCGUGUGUUGAUGUCUGGUAUUGAUCUGUUGCUCACCAUUCUGUGGGGUAUUGGCACCAUUGUCGAGAUUGCCAUGUUCCCGUGCGGACCCGGCGAUAACAAUGGCUGGUGUGAUUUCUACAACGUCAGCAUCUUCUGGGGCAUGCUUUCGUUUGCACUGUUCAUUGCUGCUGUGGGUUGGGAUAUCCUUGGUGCCUGUGUUGCUCGUAGAAAGUAGCGCAAGCAGUUUUGCUCUUACUAUUACAAUCAACUUUUACUACUACUACUAACUUACUCAUUAUUCAUCAACACACACUUUGUAACAUACCGUUCAUGCAUCCUCACUGCCCGAUUACUUCCCAAAACCCUUUCCCCAUCUUGUUUUUAUGUUUCGUUACUCUCUAUUAUUAAAUCUAAUAUACUAUCACUCAAUCUCCUGCCCCUAUCACAUUCCUUUCUUGGUUUUUAUUCGAUCUUAACUCACAAUCAAAUGAAAUGUCUACAUAUUUAGAUCCACUGUCUACAUGUAUCUGGGCUAUGCAGCAAGUCGCAAACGUCUUUUUUCCAUAAAUCUCAACUAGAAGAACUUGACAGGCUUUGUCAACCAAUGGUUGGU
Zychaea mexicana is the source of this 1496-nucleotide messenger RNA. RefSeq lists its product as uncharacterized. Gene Ontology annotation, cellular component: membrane. The coding region runs from base 192 to 1118 and encodes 308 amino acids. The record is from RefSeq and is a predicted model, not a curated record. Lineage: Eukaryota; Fungi; Mucoromycota; Mucoromycetes; Mucorales; Lichtheimiaceae. The transcript is spliced from 3 exons.